AUGUUUCCUACGGAUCACAAUGUUCCUGCUGCCAAUGAACUAAUGAGUCAAGCUGAAGUCUACAUUGUUCAGUCUGAUCCUAUCAAUGACUAUCCGGCACCAACUGUGCCUAACUUGAAACUGAUCGGCGGUGUUUCUGUCAGUCCAUCCAAGCCGUUACAGGAACCUUUCAAAUCCUUUGUGGAGAAGUCUGAGAAAGCUGGAGUUGGUGUGGCUGUGUUAUCGUUUGGUAGCCUCGUUAUGAACCUGCCCGAAAUAGCGGAAAGAAAGAUUAUUUCAGCGCUAAGGCGUCUUUCAGUAAACACAAUUUGGAGAGCCAACAUGACCUCUCCAGACCCAGACAAGAUUCUGACGUCAACCUGGUUACCUGUGAACGAUCUUCUAGGACACAAAAACGUCAGAGUGUUCAUAUCUCACUCAGGAGCUAACAGUCUUUACGAGGCUCUCUAUCAUGCAGUUCCCACCGUCUGUGUUCCUCUGUUCUAUGAUCAGUAUUUUAAUGCUGAUCGAGCGGAAGAUAAAGGAUACUGCAUUAGACUAGAUAUCAUCAAAGCUUCCGCUGACGAUUUAUUUAAUGUUAUAGAACAAGUGGUGUCCGAUAAGAAGAUGAAGUCGAAGCUGAACACAGCCUCAGAAAUAUACCGCCAGUUGUACAAGAACCCCAGGCAAGAAGGAGCCUUCUGGCUGGAUCACGUGUUGCGCUAUGGGGGAGAAUACAUGAGGUACAGCGGUCAGAAGUUACCCAUGACAUUGUUAAUUGCUGAUUACAUAUUGGUCUUCCUUACUGGGGUGCUAUCUACACUAGGUAUUCUACUACUUGUUUAUUUCAUUAAGCUUAUAUAUCGUGUCCGUUUCAGGAAAGAAAAUAGCAAAAAAUAUGAGUAG
Messenger RNA from Candidula unifasciata, 885 nucleotides. NCBI's taxonomy places the organism in Eukaryota, Metazoa, Mollusca, Gastropoda, Stylommatophora, Geomitridae. The record is from the annotation of a GenBank genome assembly.